Colossoma macropomum (tambaqui) is the source of this 4354-nucleotide messenger RNA. It is a transcript of the gene zbtb16b, whose product is annotated as zinc finger and BTB domain containing 16b. Gene Ontology annotation, biological process: regulation of transcription by RNA polymerase II. Gene Ontology annotation, molecular function: DNA-binding transcription factor activity, RNA polymerase II-specific; protein binding; RNA polymerase II cis-regulatory region sequence-specific DNA binding. Lineage: Eukaryota; Metazoa; Chordata; Actinopteri; Characiformes; Serrasalmidae. The record is from RefSeq and is a predicted model, not a curated record. Gene Ontology annotation, cellular component: nucleus.
CGUCAGCGCCGCUCGUUUGCAUAUCCGAAAGUGGAGUGAGCGCGCGGAGCGGCUUUCUGCGAAUCCUCGGUUCGUCGCGCCCGCGCAGAUGCCUUAAAAACAACAACAAAAACAAGAAGAAGAAAAAGAGGAAGAAGAAGAGGAAGAGGAGCGAGGCGGACUGGACGACGGCUAUUUGCGGAAAAAGAAGUGAGGGGACGACUGUCGUGAGAUGGUUUGCUUAAUGUCAGCCUAAUGGAUUUGACUAAAAUGGGUGUGAUCCAUCUCCAAAACCCCGGCCACCCCACCAGCCUCCUGCAGAAGGCCAACCAGAUGCGUCUCUCGGGGACACUGUGCGAUGUGGUCAUCAUGGUGGACAGUCAGGAGUUCCAUGCCCACAGGACCGUGCUGGCCUGCGUCAGCAAGAUGUUCGAGAUCCUGUUCCAUCGCAACAGCCAGCACUACACUCUGGACUUCCUCUCACCAAAGACCUUCCAGCAGAUCCUGGAGUACGCCUACACUGCCACGCUCCAGGCUAAGCUCGAAGACCUGGAUGACCUGCUGUAUGCCGCAGAGAUCCUGGAGAUAGAGUACUUAGAGGAACAGUGUUUGAAGAUCCUGGAGACCAUCCAGUCCUCUGAGGAGAACGAUGCGGACAUACACAUGAACGAGAAUGGCGCCGAAGAUGACGAUGAGCGCCGGAUGAAAUAUCUGAAGAGCGCCUUCAUGUCCAAGAAGCAUUCCAUACAAGAAGGUGGCUACAACUCCGCCGCCCGCCAUAGGCUAGCCCUGGUCAACAUGGUGGACAAGAAGCCGCCAGUGUCGGCGACCUUAGGGCUUCCUGCCAUCAGCCACACGAAGGCCGCUGUGGAGAGUCUGAUGAGCAUUGGCCAGUCUCUUCUGGAAGGCACCAUGCAGCAGGAUCUCACUCCAACUCAAGGAUCUUCUCCACUGCUGGAUAAGAUCAAGACUGAAAUGAUGCAAGUGGACGACGAGUACAGCCACGAAGUCAGCUCCUCCAGGAAUGGCGAAGGAAUCAACGAGUCGAAGCAGCACAGGGGCUCCCCAGGAACCCCCACGAGAGGCAGCGUCAUCACUAGUGCUCGUGAGCUCCAUUCCGCUGAUGGUGCUCCUGAAUCAUACAGAGAUGCCAGCCAAGUGGGGCAAGCCAGUGUGGCUGCUCUGGCUGAGACGCAUCUUGCCUCGCUUUACUCCAUGCCGGCUAACCACAAGGGCGAGGGCCUGCUGCCCAUGCCCGUCUCUGUGGCUUCCUCGCUGCACAUGCCGCCCACCCUUGCCAUGUCUGUGGACUUCAGUGCCUACGGGGGGCUCUUCCACCAGAGCUUCAUUCAGAGGGAAUUCUUCAGCAAGCUUGGCGAUUUCGCAGCGGCGGCGAAAACAGAGGCCCAAAGCCCCAAGAAGCGGUGCGACGUGUGUGACGCGGAGCUGCCAGACAACCAGACUGCUGAGCAACACAGGAGGCUGCAUAGUGACAUGAAGACCUUUGGCUGUGACUUCUGUGGAAAGCACUUCUUGGACAGUUUACGGCUGAGGAUGCACAUGCUGUCUCACUCAGCUGGACCAAAAGCUGUGGUCUGUGAUCAGUGUGGAGCUCAGUUCUCUAAAGAGGAUGCCUUGGAGGCUCAUCGGCAGACUCACACAGGUUCAGAUAUGGCUGUGUUCUGUCUGCUGUGUGGAAAGCGUUUUCAGACUCAGAAGGCCCUGCAGCAGCACAUGGAGGUUCAUGCAGGUGUGCGCAGCUACAUCUGCAGCGAGUGUGACCGCACCUUCCCCAGCCACACGGCGCUCAAACGCCACCUCCGCUCACACACAGGUGAUCACCCCUAUGAGUGUGAGUUCUGCGGGAGCUGCUUCCGAGACGAGAGCACGCUGAAGGGCCACAAGCGCAUCCACACCGGAGAGAAGCCCUACGAGUGCAACGGCUGCGGAAAGAAGUUCAGUCUCAAACACCAGCUGGAGACCCACUACCGCGUACACACAGGUGAGAAGCCGUUCGAGUGUAAGCUGUGCCACCAGCGUUCACGCGACUACUCGGCCAUGAUCAAGCACCUGCGCACCCACAACGGCGCCUCGCCCUACCAGUGCACCAUCUGCCAGGAGUACUGCCCCAGCCUGUCGGCCAUGCAGAAGCACAUGAAAAACCACAAGCCCGAGGACAUCCCGUCCGACUGGAGGAUAGAGAAGACCUACCUGUACCUCUGCUACGUCUGAGACACAGGACAGGCCUGGAAAGAGGGAGAGAGGGAGGUAGAUACCUGUGCCCACGGUCCGCUCGCUCGACUGCUUCGCUCAAAGCCUGGGCCAAAGAUGGACAAGGAAAGUGAUCGAAGAUGUAAUAUGCGGAAUUCUUUUUUUUUUGUCAUUUGAUAUGCACAUGUUUAAAUUCAUCUCCAGGGACGUUACAGCGCUCUUGCAUUGGUAAAUGGAAAUAUGUGGGUGAAGUCUUGUUAAACAGACUUUUAUUGAUCUGGGACGAUAAAGGGAUUUAUGCUAUUUCAUAAUAUUCGAGCCCACCAGUGUAGCACAUUCGAUUCCCACUAACAAGACAAGAAACUCCACUCUCUUCAUUCCACGUGUUAUACUGAAAAAUGUACAGCAUUUUUGCACUUCAUUUUGUUCUUAAUAUCAAAUAACUUCUUCAGUUCACAAGUUCCAUAAGUGUUGAAUACUAAUCCAAACCAUCUAUGAAAUCAGUGAAAAAUGUUUACCGAAACCAAACUCACAGAUAAUUGGUUGAAGAGCGCCAAAUUAGGCUGUUUUUCUUUGAAAUAAGUGCUAUUUUUAUUCAAUCAAAAAGACAUUUUGUUCAAAAGUGCAGGCCUAUGGUCUCACUUGAGUGUUGAAAGCACUUAAAGGACGCCAUUGAAUCACAGGUAAAGUCGAGUUAUGCUGCAUUACGCUAAAAAAAUGUCAAGGACAUUCAGGGAUGUUGAAUAGAAGUAUUCAAACAUUAGAGUAACUACACUGUGCACUUUCACCAUUGAGUUGACUUCACAGCCGCAAUGUACAGUUUGCUGAUUACAUCCAGACAAAUACAGAGGUGGAUAUGUUUGAUUUGCUUUAGCUGUCCACCGUUCUCUCACCAUCUACAGGCAGUCGUGCCAGAGCUAUUCUUCACCUACAAUCAUUGACACGCUGAUGCUGAGGCAGUAUCGGCGGAUAAAGACUCAUUUUGAGCUGUGCUAGAUCAUAAUCAUGUUCAUCAUGCUCUUGAUGGUCCGUGUGCCGUACAUAGAUGAUGUUUAAUUGACUGUAUCACGUGGUAUUGUAGGUGUCACGUUCAGGCAUCCUUUGAUUAAUUAUACAGUAGACUGAAUUUUAAAAAGCAAAGAUUAAAGACAUAUUAAAUGGAGAGAUUAAAGUAAUCUGAAAAGAAGAGAUUAAAGAAAUAUAUGCAGUAUUCAGCUGCAGCCUGUUCAGACAUUGCGUUUUUUUUCAUAGCUUUUAUCUCUUUCUGUUCUCUUUGUUUCAAAACGUGUUACUUGAAUUUUACCUCAUUAUCUCUUAUGCUUGAUUUAUUUUUGUACUAGUUCACCCUCCUUUCUCUCUCUCGCUUUCAUUCUACUGCAUUCAAGAGGGUGAUUACUACACUAUACAUUGCUAAUUCAGUUUGUUAGCCUUGUUAUAAUUAUAUAAUCAUAACCACCAUUCACUGAGAGUUGCACCUUUCUCCUUGCGUUGUAUUACCAAGUUCAGCACUGCUUGUAGAACUUACGCUAUUCAACCUUGUAUUUAAGUGCUACCUCUUCAUCGCUCUUUGUUUUGCACAAUAGCAAAAGCACAUUUGAUUUCGUUUUGCAUUUUCAUCAAAACUCAUCCUUCGCUUAAUUCUCAGAAUUCUUGAUUUUUACUUGACUGUCAUCAAAAUUCGCACUCCUCGUCUGUUUAACCAUUUAACAGGCUGGAAACAGAUUGCAUAUCCUGGACGGUCAAUAACCUUAAAGCAUUUAUGAGCUAUGGUAUAAGGGAUAAACUUGAACAAUGUGAAUGAAAGCGUUGUCUUUUUAUGUGAAAUCGAUUCAGAAGCGGAAUUGUAGAAAGGACACGGAGUACUGCUACGUAGGGUUACUUAAAAAAAAAAAAGAACUACGUGAGAAAGAUGCUUUUCUGUCUAGCGAAAAAAAGCAUCUUUACUUUCAGACGAGAGCCAAAUGUGGCACUUUGAUAAGUACAAAAAAAGAAUUGUUGUAUUUUUGUAUGCCGUAACGUGCGAUCCCUGUCCAUUUGUUAAUAUUCGAGUGAGUCGAGUACUUUUACAGUAACUUUUGCAUUGUGUUCGUUCUUGAUUUUGAGUGACAUUUUUUCUCGUGCCUCUUUUACAAUGUUGACAAUGUUCAGUAGUAGAUGUUUGUAA